Molecule: messenger RNA, 1233 nt
Organism: Nannospalax galili (Upper Galilee mountains blind mole rat)
Lineage: Eukaryota; Metazoa; Chordata; Mammalia; Rodentia; Spalacidae
Product: zinc finger and SCAN domain-containing protein 4-like
Exons: 3
Coding region: 1-1233 (410 amino acids)
Biological process (GO): regulation of transcription by RNA polymerase II
Molecular function (GO): RNA polymerase II cis-regulatory region sequence-specific DNA binding; DNA-binding transcription factor activity, RNA polymerase II-specific
Source: RefSeq, a predicted model, not a curated record
AUGACUUCCCAUCUCAGAAAACCUGAACCCUCUGAACCAUCCUCAGAUGCUCUUGAAUUAAACAUCUUGGACGUUAAACCAACAGAGGAUUUGACUGCACAGUCAGGAGAGCUCUCUAAGCUUCCAAGUGCUCGGCUCCACUCACCUCCACAUGGCAAUGGCUCAUGUGCAAAGCAGGAGUUGCAGAGCCUCGGUGAGCAGUUUAACUCCUGGUUGCAGCCAGAAAAGCAUACCAAAGAGGAGAUGGUGUCUCAGCUGAUCAUGGAGCAGUUUGUUCUCACUGGACGCUGCAAGGACAGGUCUGCCUUGAGAGAGAAGUGGGAGUCAAGUGGCAGAAACAUGGAGACGUUCAUGGAGGACCUGACUGAUGACUGCUUGAAGCCUCCUGUCUGGGUGCAUGUCUUCAUGCAGGGAGAGGAAGCCCUCUUUCCUGAGCAUAUGCCCUUAAAAGAAGUCAUCAUGCAUUUGAAAGAACAGAGGUCAGCAAAAAUGUCAACAGAAGACCAUGCAAGGCCCUUCCAGCCUCCCGAAGAUGGUCCCUUGGAUAUGGGUCAUGAAGACGAAGAGCAAACUACUGAAAUGGAUGACAGACUACCAGGCCGAGGAAAUCAGAUAGAGUCCCUCAUCAUUAUCCAGGAGAACUCUGCUGAGCCUGAAGAGGGAGGUGUUUCUUAUGGAAACCCUCAAGAUGCCACAGUAGCAAGCCAAGGGACCUCUAGGUCCCAAGAAGUGUCCGUAAAGGAACCCUCUCAUGAAGAUGUCUCUAUGGAGGUACAACCAGGGUUUCCCUGCAGGCCAGAGCAGUCAACCUCUGGGCCUGAACCUAUGUACCAGAAUUAUAAUGGAAACUCCCCAGGUGAGAGGCAGAAAGCAAGAUCUCAUAGAUUUACGGAAACAUGCAAAUGUGAUCAAUGUCCCCAGACAUUUAGGUAUUUCUCUCAUCUUUUAACCCACAAGAAGAGGCAUAGGAACGAGAGGACAGUUUUCUGUGGGGAGUGUCACAAAGGUUUCUAUCAUCAGUCAGAACUCCGAGUUCAUCAAUUCGUUCACUCUGGGGAGAAGCCUUUUAAAUGCACCACGUGUGAAAAGUCCUUCAGCAACAAGACCAACCUGGUGGCUCACCAGAGGAUUCACACAGGAGAGAAGCCCUACAAGUGCUCCAUGUGCCAUGCCAGUUUCCGCCAAUCCUCCACGUACCAUCGGCACAUGAGGAAUUACCACAAGGGAGACUGA